AUGUUUGUACACCCAGGCCAUCCGAGAAGUCUGAUUCCCACCUCUUAUGUGGCCCCAUCAGGAGAUGUGGUCGUAUCCAAUGCUCUCACCUCGAGUGCACAUCACCCUCGAAUAAUGUCCAGGCAAGACGAUUUACAGACGGUGUCUUCCUUCAAAGCUUCUAGAAAUACUUUCCCAGCCUCCGAUUCAGAUGCCAGAGAGCCCGGAAUGCCGGAAUCUAGUCUGGACCAUCGUGGCAGAAAGAGGCAGCUCGGCGCUACUAGUACGGUCACUCUUGGUCACUCUGCCACAACCAACGACCUCCAC
This is a messenger RNA of Protopolystoma xenopodis, 306 nucleotides long. NCBI's taxonomy places the organism in Eukaryota, Metazoa, Platyhelminthes, Monogenea, Polystomatidea, Polystomatidae. The record is from the annotation of a GenBank genome assembly.